AUGAGUCGUCUGAGGGCACGGGGAGAUAAAUUAGAGGCCGUCACUUGGCUAUACUUGUGCACAGUUUGUACACCCACUCAGUUCUCUUUGUGUCUUAAAGAGAAGACUAGUUUUGGUUUUGUCUACUUGUACUGUUUCUUCCUCGAAUGUAGUCUUCUCCUACCUAGCAGCGAGUCACAACUGUCACUGCUAGGUGAACAGGGGUUACACUGUAAAGAAGUCCGCCCAGCGACUUCUGACUUGACCUGGGAUUCGAACCCGGGACCUCCCGAGUACAGCGGCGGCGGUAAUGCAAGCGGGACGACGGGGCUGGUGCUGUGCUCGUGGUGUGGGCGUGUGUGCGGCAGCGGCAGCAACGGGCAGCGAGGGGGCAGCGCCUUCCAGCUCUCCACCACCAGCGGUGAACUUCACUUCUGCUCCGAAGUCUGCUUCACCCAGUGCCGCCGCGCCUCCUUCAAGAAGAGCAAGGUGUGUGACUGGUGCCGCCACGUGAGGCCCACCGUCACUUACGUGGACUUCACCGACGGAGACCAUCAGUUGCAGUUCUGUAGCGACAAGUGCCUCAACCAGUACAAGAUGCAGAUAUUUUGCCGCGAGACGGAGGCCCACCUGCAGAUGCACCCCAUCUCAACGACCCUGAAGCCAGCCACGUCCAGCGGCCUCAUCACCCCCGACCUGUGGCUCCGGGACUGCUCUCAAAAGGGCAAUGAAUCGGACACCCAGCCGGAGAAUGAGGUGCAGGUGGGCUCCCCGGACUCCCCGCCCCGUCCGCCUUCAGCCACCCUCGCCUCGCCGGAUCCCUCGGAGCCAGUCAACCUCACCACCACUCAGUCCUCCCGAAGCGAUCCGCGGGGCUCCUCUCCCCCAGCAAGGGCGUCCCCGCUGCCCGUAAGACAAUGUACAACGCGCCCCACAGAGACGCGCAGUCCUGCUCCGCCCCCCGUCCCUCGUUACGGCCGUCCAAGACUCCGGGACCGGCGCGACGCCGGCAGGGAGACAGGCCGUCCGCGGACCAUGCGAUCCUCCCUGCAGGUGACGCGCACCUCCCAACCCGAGACAGAUCGGCAGGAGGAGCCCGUCAGGAUGCCCACUAUUCGAGUAAGGCAGCUGGAGGCGCAGCAGCAGGAACCGGGGCCAGUUGGGGAGCGAGAAGCGGCUCCAUCAGUGGAGGUGGUGGGUGACGGCAGCGGAGACGGCUCCCCUCACCCCCCCGCCCAACCACCCGGACUGCCUUUAGGUGGGUUGGGAGGCGGACUAGGUGGAUUAUUGCCUAUAGUUGGCGGGGCGCCGCUGUUGCUGCCACACAUGCUGCCGCCGGACCUGCCCCGCACGCCCCUGCUGCCCCAUUUGUUGUUGCAGCGUCCUGAACUUCUGCGUCCACCUCCAAUUCGCCACCCACUACUGUCGGCGCCGCAGGCACCUGCCCCUCCCACCCCUGCACCUCCCACAGCCGUCCCACCGCCUCCUCCAGGACCUCCAAAGACCCUUGGGGGGUCCCUACUACCUCCCGUGACGGUGCUAUUACCGUGUCCUCUACCCAUCCCCAUCCCCAUUCCUAUACCAAUACCCAUACCCAUCCCAGUGUCGCCUAGGAGUGAAGCUCCCGAAACUCGUUCCCAGGUGCAGAAGGAGUCCUCGGGGCGGCCCCGCUCGGUGCCCCGAAAGGAUGCAGCUCGGCCCGGUUCUGUAAUAAACGGCCCCAUGGGUGCAUCCACUAGCUCAGCGGCCCCAGGCUGUUCUGGCCCCGUCCCGCCUCUACCACCGCCGCCCAAGUCCUCUUCCUCGCCCUCUAGUGAGGGCGGUGAAAGGGGUCCGCGGCCUGACCGGGAGCGCCGCAGCAUUCUGCGCUACACUUCUGACGUGUACGAGAUCAACGGGGUUUUCCUGCCUCGUGACUCUGCCUGGGAUUCCCCUGAACCGCUGCACUUGCGUCGCGCCCUCGUAGGGGAGACAGCCCAGGAGACCACUGCCACCACAGCCACCUACGCCCUGCAGCAAGAAGUGGAAUCCAAGAACCCGUCAGAAAGCCCUUCCCCAGAGCCCAGCGAGGACAACAAAGAGGCGCUAUCUGGCCUCACGCGGCGCAGAGAGGAGAACAGCACCGUCAGGAAGUUGCUCGGAGACGACGACGAAGAUGUCGAAGAGCACAAAGAAGAAAUCAAACCUGCAGACUCCACGGAGGCGGAGAGCGCCAGCCCACCCGCCCCCGCCGUACCGCCCGCCAGGAAGCGGCCCCCGCCCGGCGAGCACGUGCAACCCCUGCCCAAGAAGAAGCACUUACUAGUGUGACCCCAGCCGUCCCUCCGGCACCGAGGGGGACGCACCCGCAGAGCUUGGCCAGCUGACAACCGAGGCGGAAGCGGCGCCGGGUGGGGGGCCUUAGCUGUGGCUCUGCUGUCCGUUGCAUCGUCACGCCCAGCGACUCCAGAAGUCAACAGUUACGCGUGGCCACGAGCUCCCCUGACGGUGAUGCAGAACACAAGCUGGAGCAGGUCCCUCUAGAAUGAAGCCAAAGAAACAUGUCCCCAGCGAGCAGCCUCGCACCGGCGGACCGCGGCAGCUCAGGUGGUGUCCCCCUGGCUAGCCGCUGCCGCCGGGCUGCGCGCUGCAGUGUGCUGCUGCUGCUGCUGCUGCUGCUGCUGCUGCUGCUGCUGUUGCUGCUGCUGCUGCCGCCGCUGCUGCUGCUCCUGCCGCCGCCCCUGUUGCUACUGCUGUGUUCUCUGCAUUGUACAAUAAGCUUUUCUGUACUAUAGUGUGACGUCAUAGAUGUUGAUGUAUAUACAGUGAUAUAUUCUUACGCCGCGUGUUAUAUGUUUUAUGUUGAUAUUACAUAUAUGAAUAUAUAUACAUACAGACAGACGGACAUACAAACAGACAGACAUAUACGAUAUGAUUAUACCAUCUUGCGCUAUCUUUUUCACAUACCCUUGUUUUGUAGUAAUCUCUCUCUCUCUCUCUCUCUCUCUCUCUCUCUCUCUCUCUCUCUCUCUCUCUCUCUCUCUCUCUCUCUCUCUUCGUUCCUAAGCCAUCUAGUCACUGGGGAGGGGAAGGGAUAGGAGGGGAAGGGAGGGAAGGAAAGGGUGGGAAGGGGAAAGAAGGAUGGAAAAAAGAAAGAAAACCCAACAAUAAGAAAAGUAGAGAAGGUGGAGGAAGGAGAAAGAGAAGAAAAAAGAAUAGGAAGAAAAAGAUGAUUUGUAAGGGAGAUAGAGAAAAAAAAAAAAAAAACAAGAGAAGAACAAGUGAGUGGGAUUUCCGAGGUGAUUCUUGAAAAAAACUCGCGACCGGCCCUCAGCUGGGAACCCGCAUCUCCUGUACCGGCCACUGAAUAAAGGAUCACGGCACAGA
Molecule: messenger RNA, 3345 nt
Organism: Scylla paramamosain (green mud crab)
Lineage: Eukaryota; Metazoa; Arthropoda; Malacostraca; Decapoda; Portunidae
Gene: Sobp
Product: sine oculis-binding protein homolog
Biological process (GO): animal organ development
Cellular component (GO): nucleus
Source: RefSeq, a predicted model, not a curated record